Messenger RNA from Leopardus geoffroyi (Geoffroy's cat), 1396 nucleotides. RefSeq names its product family with sequence similarity 110 member D (gene FAM110D). The record is from RefSeq and is a predicted model, not a curated record. Lineage: Eukaryota; Metazoa; Chordata; Mammalia; Carnivora; Felidae. The transcript has 2 exons. Bases 84 to 1070 code for a protein of 328 amino acids.
GAGCCCAGGCUGGGGUGGGCAGGCACUCAGGGACCCUAGAGCUGGGAGGCUGACACGAAGCCAGCGAACAAAUCCCCCAGCCCAUGUCCAGAGCUGAAGCCACGAGCAAAGUUCAGACCACUAACCACAGGACUGGGAGAAGGUACCAGGGAGUCCCGACCAAUUGCUCUUGGCUCCUCAACUGGCUUCCUCCCUCCAGUGGCUUAUGGGGUACUAUCCUGCCCAGCUCUGCUAAGAUGAUCCUGGCCUCUCCCUCCACCCCGUCCAGGGGACGGACCCCCAGCGCCGUGGAGAGGUUGGAGGCCGACAAAGCCAAGUAUGUCAAGACACACCAAGUGAUAGCACGACGUCAGGAGCCAGCCCUGCGUGGGGGUCCCGGACCGCUUUCCCCGCACCCCUACAAUGAGUUGGGACCCCCUGGAUCGCCCAGGACGCCCAGGCCCGCCCGCCGGAGCAGCGGCAGGCGGCUGCCAAGGCCUGACUCCCUCAUCUUCUACCGCCAGAAGCGGGACUGCAAGGCUUCGGUGAACAAAGAGAACGCCAAGGGCCAGGGGCUGGUGCGGCGCCUGUUCCUGGGGGCCCCCCGCGACGCCACCUCGAGCAGUCCCGGCCCAACCGAGCGACCAGCGGCUCCUGGGGUUUGGGCCGCUCCCCAAGAUGCCCCGGAAGCGUCAGGAAAGCGGGCACUGUGCCCCACAUGCUCACUGCCCUUGUCGGAGAAGGAGCGCUUCUUCAACUACUGCGGCCUGGAGCGCGCGCUGGUGGAGGUGCUGGGCGCUGAGCGCUUCUCUCCGCAGAGCUGGGGCGCCGACGCCAGCCCCCAGCCCGGGGCGCCGCCGCCGCCCGGCUCCGGGGACACCAGCGACUGGACGUCCAGCGACACGGAUCGCCCGGACGGUGCUGGCGGCGGCGGCGGCGGCGGCGGCGGCGGCGGCGGCGGCUCGGAGGCCGCGGGCUCGGCGCGGGACGGGCGCCCCCCGGUGUCCGUGGUGGAGCGCAACGCGCGCGUCAUCCAGUGGCUGUACGGCUGCCAGCGCGCCCGCGACCCGCCGCGCGAGUCCGAGGUGUGAUUGCGGCCGCUCGGGAGCGGGCUUCCGGGAAGUCCGGGGUCCGGGCAGGGUUAAGGGGUGGGCGCGGGGCUGGACCCGGGCACCGGAAGGGACGCCCUGCCUCUGACGCGCCGGGUGCCGUGGGGCGAGACCUUCCCUCUGGAUCUGGGCUUCCCCUUGUGAACCUUGGGAGGCUGGGACGAAAUGAUUCCCAAAGGCCCUUCCCAGCGCAGACGGCGGAGGGGGAGGGGGCAGCUAUGUGGCCCCUGUGGAGGCCGGGUCUGGGGAGAGAGGUCUUGGGUGGGAGAUCAGAGAAUCUGCUGAAUAAAGCCACAAUGUUAUUUAAA